Molecule: messenger RNA, 4323 nt
Organism: Motacilla alba alba
Lineage: Eukaryota; Metazoa; Chordata; Aves; Passeriformes; Motacillidae
Gene: CPT1A
Product: carnitine palmitoyltransferase 1A
Exons: 20
Coding region: 681-2993 (770 amino acids)
Biological process (GO): carnitine metabolic process; fatty acid metabolic process
Cellular component (GO): mitochondrion
Molecular function (GO): carnitine O-palmitoyltransferase activity
Source: RefSeq, a predicted model, not a curated record
UCCGGGGGCGGGCGGCGGGGCCGUGUGCCCGCCGUGUCCGGCUGAUUCACCGCGGGCUGCCGCUCCCCUCCCCCUUCAGCCGGGACGCUCCCGCAGCGCGCCGCCGUCCGCCUGCCUUGGGGCUGAGGAAGGGCAGCAUCGGGGACAGGCGGACGGGCUCGCUUGGUCCGGUUUUAGCCUAAUUAUUGUUUCCAUUAGGUCGAGCACGAAGUUCCGUGGUGCCUGUGCGAGUGCGCUGGGUGCUGCUUCCUAAGCGGGGCUCGUCCUUGCUGGAGAAAAGGGUGGAAAGGCAGGGAAGGGUGGUGGGCGCGGUGCUGGCGGGCGCCGGAGAGUCCUGGAAAGGCGCGGUGUCCUUGGCACCGUGCUCGCGGUCUGCCCCGGUGUGAGGGAUAGCGCCUCAGCGCUGCAGAUAAGGGCGGGGAUGGGGGCAGGGGAGCGGUGUGACACAGGUACACCGGGAGAUUCGCUGAAUCUGUGCCGCCGCCGAAACAAAGGUGACACGGGUGACCCGCAGCUUCGUGGGGUUUGACUCGUAGCCGGGAGGAGUUUCACGUCUGUGGAAGUGUGCAUGCGGCGUGGCAUCGGCGCUGUUUUGUUAAAAGACGUGCCUUAAAUUAACCUUCAGGACACUCAGACUGAAGUGCAAACAGAGCCUGUAAGGAAAAGAUCUCUCACUGAAAAUGGCGGAAGCUCAUCAGGCAGUAGCUUUUCAGUUUACAGUAACUCCAGAUGGGAUUGACCUGCGGAUGAGCCAUGAGGCACUCAAACAGAUUUACCUGUCGGGUGUCUAUUCAUGGAAGAAGAAGUUCAUCAGAUUUAAGAACGGAAUUAUCACCGGUGUUUACCCUGCUAGCCCAUCUAGCUGGCUUAUUGUAGUUGUGGGUGUGAUGUCAACCAUGUAUGCUAAAAUUGAUCCUUCCUUAGGGAUAAUAGCCAAGAUCAACCGAACACUUGAUACAACUGGCUAUAUGUCAAACCAAACACAGAACAUUGUGAGUGGAGUACUUUUUGGCACAGGGCUUUGGGUUGCCCUUAUCGUCACAAUGCGCUACUCCCUGAAAAUGCUGCUCUCCUACCAUGGUUGGAUGUUCUCUGAGCAUGGCAAGCUUAGUGCUGGCACCAAGUUUUGGAUGACCCUUGUAAAACUUUUCUCAGGGCGUAAACCCAUGUUAUACAGUUUCCAGACAUCUUUACCACGAUUGCCAGUUCCAGCUGUUAAAGACACAGUUAAUAGGUAUCUGGAGUCAGUUCGACCACUUAUGGAUGAUGAAAAGUUCAAAAGAAUGGAGGGUCUUGCCAAAGAUUUUGCUUAUAAUUUGGGACCAAGGCUUCAGUGGUAUUUGAAGCUAAAAUCCUGGUGGGCCACCAAUUAUGUUAGUGAUUGGUGGGAAGAAUAUAUCUACCUUAGAGGACGUGGACCAAUCAUGGUUAAUAGCAACUAUUUUGCAAUGGACUUCCUUUCUUUAUAUCCCACAACCGUGCAGGCAGCUAGAGCUGGUAAUGUUAUCCAUGCCAUCCUGCUCUAUCGGAAAAAACUGGACAGACAAGAAAUCAAGCCAAUUCUUUUGAUGGGAUCCACUGUUCCACUCUGCUCAGCUCAGUGGGAAAGGAUGUUCAAUACUUCCCGUAUCCCGGGAGAGGAAUCAGAUAUCCUCCAGCAUGUGAAAGACAGCAAACACAUUGUUGUGUAUCACAAGGGCCGUUACUUCAAAGUGUGGCUGUACCACGAUGGCAGAUUGUUGAGACCCCGAGAAAUUGAACAGCAAAUACAGAGGAUUCUUGAGGAUGAUUCAGAACCUCAGCCUGGUGAAGAGAAACUUGCAGCUCUUACUGCUGGAGAUAGAGUGCCAUGGGCUAAGGCUCGUCAGGCUUAUUUUAGCCGUGGAAAGAACAAGCAGUCCUUAGAUGCUGUUGAGAAAGCAGCAUUUUUUGUGACAUUGGAUGACAUGGAGCAGGGCUACAAGAAGGAGGACCCAGUGAGGUCACUGGAUGCAUAUGCAAAAUCAUUGAUACAUGGCAAAUGUUAUGACAGAUGGUUUGAUAAGACGUUCACUCUUAUAAUAUUCAAAAAUGGCAGAAUAGGUCUGAAUGCAGAGCACUCCUGGGCAGAUGCUCCUAUUGUUGGACACCUGUGGGAGAAUGUGAUGGCAACUGAGUAUCUUGAACUGGGCUAUUCAGUAGAUGGACAUUGCAGAGGAGAUCCCAAUCCGAACAUUCCCAUUCCUACCAAACUGCAAUGGGAAAUUCCAGAAGAAUGCCAAGAAGUGAUUGAGAAGUCUCUGAGCACUGCUGUAGCUCUAGCAGAUGAUGUGGACUUCUGUUCAUUUUGUUUUGAUGCUUUUGGGAAAGGUCUAAUAAAGAAAGUGAAAACCAGCCCUGAUGCCUUUGUGCAGCUUGCCCUGCAGCUCGCUCACUACCGGGACAUGGGAAAGUUUUCUUUAACGUAUGAAGCGUCCAUGACACGCCUGUUCCGAGAAGGCAGGACCGAGACGGUUCGAUCGUGCACGGUGGAGUCCUGUCGUUUUGUCCAAGCCAUGGAAGACCCCACUGAAAGUAGAGAAAAUACGCUGAAGUUCUUCCGGCAGGCAGCUGACAAACAUCAGCACUUGUAUCGCCUUGCCAUGACUGGGUCGGGCAUUGACCGCCACCUCUUCUGCCUCUACGUCGUGUCCAAGUACCUCGCUGUGGAUUCUCCUUUCCUCAAGGAAGUUUUGUCAGAACCUUGGAGGCUGUCAACGAGUCAGACACCCCAGCAGCACAUUGAUUUGAAGAAGAACCCGGAGAUGUUGUCCUCUGGUGGAGGGUUUGGACCGGUGGCUGAUGAUGGUUAUGGUGUUUCUUACAUUAUCUUGGGUGAAAAUUUAGUCCAUUUCCAUGUCUCCAGCAAAAUAUCCUGUUCUGAGACGGAUUCUCAUCGCUUUGGGAAGAACAUCAAGAAAGCAAUGGUCGACAUCAUGGCUCUAUUUAACCUCAGUAAAAACUGUACUAAGUGAUCUGCUUUCUUGAUGCCAAGCAAUCUCCUGUUGGUGGGAUAAGAGCUCUGCUGCACAGUGGACAAGAGCAAGGUUUGUUGAAGAGUAGCUGGAGAAGAAACUGAGUCAGCACCUUCUUGAUCACCUAUUAAAACCUUAGCAGUAUAUUAAAUGUGUCUUUUUUGUUGUGGUUUGUUUUUGGGGGUUUUUUGUCAGUAGUAUGGAAGAGCUUAUUUCAACAAAGGAUGACUUCUGAAAUAUUCUGUGUUUCUAGGGAGGAAGCAUAGUAUCAUUGCAUGAAGUCAUGUAUCUUCUAACUUCUGCAGUUUUCUCUUAAUUUGUGUACACUUUCUCUUUUUUUUUUUUUAACUUUAAAUUAGUUUACUUGUUUCCAGAAUCAAAGGGAUAAAACACACCAACUUAAAUACUAGAAAAAGUUAGAUUUGCUAUGUAUUAAUGACAGAAUGUUCAUCAAUGUAUCUGCUGCUUUAUGUAGGUGAGUGACAAAACUUGUGGCCAUUUGCCUUCCUUGGUUUCUUUUUAGAGGUAAAUUCUGUAAAACAUACCAAAAAAUCCCUGCUGUAACCCACCUUAACACACUGAGUUGUAGAAAUGUUAUGGUUUCUGAAAAGCAUAAAAAAAAAAAAGAAACCCAGUCAUUGGAUAGUACAAUGUGUCCCCUCAUUAGCAGCUAUCACAUUUUUCUUACUGCUCGCAAGCCUGGUCAUGACGUUGAUUUUAUUUCUGUAUAAAUAAAUGGACCUGUGUGCUUGUUCAUGCAAGUGCCUUAGAAAAACAAAGAUCCUUAGCCCAGGAAAAAGGCAUAUGCUGGGAGUUGUUUCAGUGGUGAAAGAGGGAAGGUUGUAGUACUGCAGAUCUGGUUUUCAAAUUACAAAUUUAGGAUAAGUGGCAUAAGCAGAAGUGAAUAUGUUGCCAAAUGGUGCAGUCAAGUUUAAAAUUCUAAUGAAAUGCUCCUGUGUUAAAUAGCAAAGGUCGGUCCUUAGGAAGGGCAGGACUAACUUUGUUUGGGAUUAACAGAUAUUCAUGUGUUUGUUUGGGUGAGUGGAAUUGGUGGUCACUCGGGGUUCUGGGUGCUGGGAAAUGUUAACUGAGUUGAAUGCACCCUGUUGGAAAGCCUGCAAAGCAAGGCUGCCCGUGUGGGCUGGUGGAUUGCAGUUUGCCUAGAAGGACCACUGCUGCAUGGCCAGGCACCUGCAUGACAAGGGCCAACUGCUAAAGCCAUGGGAAAUAGCUCCAGAGUGGGAAAAUCGUGGCCUUCUCAAACCCCUCCUGGGAGAUGCUCUUGGUCAAGCAGUUUCUAAAGGAUACAGGGAGGGAAGGGAAGCUUUUU